AUGGCCGAAUGCAAGGAAUUAGCCCGGGAGGCUAAAAAGCAGCGUCCAUUUCGACAGUCUAUCCCGGCACAUAUGUACCAGUCACUCCCAACUCCUGAAAUCAUCGAGGAACUGAUUAGCCUGUAUUUUUCAACUUUCGAGUCUUGUUACAGGAUCUUACAUUUUUCCUCGUUCAAAAAGGAAUAUGACAACCAUGUCGAGCAGCCACAGAACACCAAAACUUCUUUCCUUGUGACUCUUCUGCUUCUCAUGUCGAUUUCUGGCACAAUGCACCAUAAUGCUCAAAUUCGCAAGGAUAUAUCUGAGAAGGUGCAAUCUUGGAUCAAUGUUUCUCAAACAUGGCUUUCAGCCCCAUUCGAGAAGGACAGGCUGACAUUGAAAGGAAUUCAAAUUCACUGUCUCUUGCUUCUUGCUCGUCAGGUAAACCGAGUCGGAUCAGAUUUGGUUUGGAUCUCGGUAGGAACUCUCAUGCGGAUGGCAAUGCAAAUGGGGCUACACCAAGAUCCGAGCUCGCUGCGAGAGAUGGAUAUACAACAGAGGGAAGUCCGAAGGAGACUAUGGUAUACGAUUCUGGAGAUGAAUGUGCAGUCGGCUUUGGACUCUGGUAUGGCGCCUAUGGUUACAGAGGACGACUACACCACUCAACCGCCAUUGGACUUGAGUGAUGAAGACCUUGACAAUUCAACAAAUUCAGGAGAAGACGAAAAUCCAUCCCCGGGACGAAGUGCUACUUUUUUUCAAUAUCUUCUGGCAAAAUCGAUUGGGUUCAGGUUAACCGUCGUGCGUGUCGUCAACAGUCUGAACGUGGAGCCUUCUUAUGAUGAAGUACUCUCCAUUGACCAGAAGCUUGGAGUAGCAUGCCACGAGGUCGCUAGUGCGCUGAACGAGACUGUCUCUCUGCGAAGCCAGGAUCCCUUAAAUCACUUUGCACAUAGCUUUUGCAGCCACCUGAUUCGCCGCUUUCUCCUGUGCCUUCAUUUCCCCUAUGCAUCCAAAGCCAAAAAUUCCCCGAUAUACACUCAUUCCCAACAGGCGUGCCUCGAAGUUUCUCUAGAACUUGUCUCUCUGCUUGAGGACAAGAUUUACUCUCGAGUGCUUAUCAAUGGAGGUGGUAUGUUUCGAGAUAUCAUUACAAGAGGGGCUCUGGCGAUAUAUGUCGAGUUGACCUCCAGCCUGGAAUCUGGCAUUUCUCAUUUUGCUAGAGAAAGGAACCGGUCCCGUCAAUUCCAAUUGAUGGAGGAUGCUCAGAAGUUGGUUCAAUAUGCAGAAAGCAGGAUGCGCCACGGAGAAACAAAUGUCAAAGGCUACGUGUUUCUCAAUAUGGCAACCGCGCGGGUCCAGGCUUUAUUUGAAGAUAUCUCCCCCGAGGAGGCUAUACGCAAAGCUGCCCGUGACAGCCUAAACACAUGCCAUGGAAUUCUUAGUGGUAUGGUUGUUGAGAACGCCGAAAACUCGUUACGUGCCGAUUUUCAAUCACAUUCAGUAGAUGGGAUCUUUUCUCCUCAGGUCACGUCCGAUUCUGCAUUCAAUUUUCUCGAAGAUCCAAAUUUGAACAUUCACUGUUCAGACUGGGACCUUUUUAAUUCAAUGAGCGGUGAAAGCUGGUUCGAAUCUUGA
Molecule: messenger RNA, 1617 nt
Organism: Penicillium manginii
Lineage: Eukaryota; Fungi; Ascomycota; Eurotiomycetes; Eurotiales; Aspergillaceae
Product: putative C6 transcription factor
Exons: 1
Coding region: 1-1617 (538 amino acids)
Biological process (GO): regulation of transcription by RNA polymerase II; DNA-templated transcription
Cellular component (GO): nucleus
Molecular function (GO): DNA-binding transcription activator activity, RNA polymerase II-specific; RNA polymerase II cis-regulatory region sequence-specific DNA binding; zinc ion binding
Source: RefSeq, a predicted model, not a curated record